CCAAGAAAAAGGUCCGCGAUCGCCGCGCGGAUGAAUUAGCUCUCCACGCGCAUGGAGGGUAAAUUCAUCUCGCAGGGGGCAACAUGUUGGGGGUGGGGGGUGGGUGCGGAGUCACGACGCACGACGCAACGCGGUUCGUCAUGACCCUGAAGUGAAUCACGAUGGGAUUUCUUUGGUGACGUGAACAUUUAGGUUGGUCGCAAUUACGCGUGCUUUUUGCGCUGCGCAUUUACCACCAGCUGCAGCUGCCAAUCAUCUCUUAGUUCGGUCUUUUUUUUAACUCUAUUUUUACAUUCAGCACUUUCCAUCACGCGCAUCCGUUUCCUGAAACUUGCCCACUCGUGUUACAUCCUCAUUUGUCCUCUGCGCGCGGAGUGGCUGCGCGCCGCCUGAGUGCGCAGUGUUUUGCGGGAUUUUCUUUGCGCGGAGACGCUGCUUCAUGCCUCGCGCACCUGUGGACUCCCGCCAACGGACGCCUUUUUUGCUCCGUUAGCCCCCCCGUUCCUCCCCACAGCCCACGGUGCGCGGCGGAUGCGCGGCUGGAUCCGCGGUCUGAGGGCAGAUUCAGCACCACCUCGGCUCCGAACAGCUCCAGCUCGUCGUGAGUGGAUGGGCUCCGUCGGUCUCCGUGUCUCCUGCAGCUCCUAACGACCGCCGACGAUGGCAUCUCACGGGUUCUGGUCUCUCGGCGGAGAUAAUGCGGGGGCCAACACCGGGAGUCAGAGCCCCAGCACGCCUAGAGCCUGGUGCCAAGCGGCGGCCCAAAAAUUAUCCGGAGGAAUUGGAUCGAAAAUAUGUGCGCUGCUCAACGUCGGGGAAGUGGAGAAAACCGCCGAAUCGGGCUCAAAGCAGCCGCUGCAGACGUCUGCAGCCGGAACCUGCGGCUGCAACAAACAACCCUGCAACUGCACCAAAGCCGACGUGGUUUUCUCCGACCUCUAUUCAACAGACUUGUUGCCGGCACUGGACGGAGAUGCCAAAACCAUGACCUUCCUGCAGGAGGUGGUGGACAUCUUACUGGCCUACAUCGUGGAGUCUUUCGACCGAGAAACGAAAGUUAUUGAUUUUCAUUAUCCAAACGAGCUGCUGCAGCUCAACAACUGGGAGCUGCAGCACGAACCGGCCACUCUGGAUGAUAUCUUGAUCAGCUGCCGCGCGACGCUCAAAUACGCCAUAAAAACAGCCCAUCCCAGGUACUUCAAUCAGCUCUCCACGGGGUUAGACAUGGUCGGACUGGCUGCUGACUGGCUAACAUCCACGGCCAACACCAACAUGUUCACCUAUGAGGUGGCUCCUGUCUUUGUGCUGCUGGAAUACGUCACCCUGAAGAAGAUGAGGGAGAUCAUUGGCUGGCCGGAAGGGCGAGGAGAUGGCAUCUUUUCACCUGGGGGGGCUAUUUCUAACAUGUAUGCCAUGCUGCUGGCCCGCUUCAAGAUGUUCCCUGAGGUGAAGGAGAAGGGGAUGUCCUCCGUCCCCAGACUGGUGGCCUUCACGUCGGAGCACAGCCAUUUUUCCAUCAAGAAGGGGGCGGCGGCUCUCGGCAUCGGGACUGAAAGUGUGAUCUGCAUCAAAGCGGACGAAUGCGGUAAAAUGAUCCCAGCUGACCUUGAGAGAAGAAUACUGGAGGCGAAACAGAAGGGCUUUGUGCCUUUCUUUGUGAGUGCGACCGCCGGGACGACGGUGUACGGAGCCUUUGACCCCCUCAUCGCCAUCUCCGACAUCUGCAAGAAGUACAACAUCUGGAUGCAUGUGGAUGGAGCAUGGGGAGGAAGUCUGCUCAUGUCCAGAAGACAUAGAUGGAAACUAGAUGGAGUUGAGAGGGCCAACUCAGUGACGUGGAACCCCCAUAAGAUGAUGUCCGUCCCUCUGCAGUGCUCCGCCCUGCUGGUUAGAGAAGAGGGUUUGAUGCAGAACUGCAACCAGAUGCACGCCUGCUACCUCUUCCAGCAGGACAAACAGUACGACCUUUCCUAUGACACCGGGGACAAAGCGCUGCAGUGCGGACGCCAUGUGGACAUCUUCAAGCUGUGGCUCAUGUGGAGAGCCAAGGGAACCAUCGGCUUCGAGGCUCAGAUUGACCGAUGUUUGGAGCUGUCGGAGUAUCUCUACAACAAGAUCAAGGACAGAGAUGGCUAUGAGAUGGUCUUUGACGGGAAGCCUCAGCACACCAACGUCUGCUUCUGGUACCUUCCCCCCGGGAUGCGCUACAUAGAGGACAAGGAUGAAAAAAAGAAACGCUUGCACAAGGUGGCUCCCGUCAUAAAAGCCCGGAUGAUGGAGUACGGCACAACUAUGGUCAGCUACCAACCGCAAGGAGACAAGGUCAACUUCUUCCGCAUGGUCAUCUCAAAUCCCGCUGCUACCUUCGAGGACAUCGACUUUCUUAUCGAAGAGAUUGAACGCCUCGGCCAUGAUCUAUAAGACUCUAAAUUCUUUUUCCCCUUGGCGGAUGAAAUAUUUGUCGUGAAUGUACUGGUAACGUUUUUUUUCUCUCUCUUUCCUGCAAGUCAUAUAUAUAUAUAUAUAUAUAUAUAUAUAUAUAUAUACAUAUAUAUAUAUUUAAGAUUACAUUUGAGAAAAAUAUCUACAAAUAUGUCCAUAUAUUAAGUAUUGCAGCUUUGCCGUGGACCAAGCGGGUCCAGAGCUUUGUAAAAGUGCUUCUGUCUGCCUUUCUCAUUGUGUAGUGGGAGUUGUGUUAAGUGACGUAACUAUUUGUGUACUUUUUUGUGGGUUGACAUGCCUGUCAGUCACAGAGGAAGAGGGUUUUUGUCUUUUUUCCUUCCUCGUUUGCAGAGUACGCGGUAAAGUGCCAAAUGUGGUUGUGAUCUGUGGAGGCUUUGGGUUCUUCACUUUUACCUCGGCUUCUUCAACUGCCCCCACGUCUGCACAAACAGGGACAAUUCCAAACCGUCUGUAACGUUUAGCCGGGUCGUGCAUGGUUAGGACACCGGAACAUUUACACUAUUUACCGAUGACGCAAGCUGCUGGCAUGUUGGCGAGAAUAAUCCACAACUUCUAGAUUAAACUGGAUGCUAAUGCUGACAGCAACACUUUUUUAUUGGCACUAAUGCCGCUCGACAGUGUUGGUGGAACCUUUAUUGACACAAACAUGCUUCAACCUUUCAUUUCGGUUCAUCUGCCAAAAUAGCAUCUCACAUCAAGUAAGCCUGUCGCUCUGGUGGUCAUUUUGGGUACUGCAUGUAUUUUAUUUGAUCUUUCACAAUGAGAAUACGUUUCAGCUUCCAGAAUUUAAAGUCCCUAUUUUACGUGUUAACUACCAUGUGCAGUUCAAUUGAGGGGUUUUCCCGCUGACCCUGUUUCACCAAAAAUAACUCCAGAAACUCCUUUUAAUUUCUCCCAAGUUCUCCAGACUACACAGUCAAACCAUGACUGAAUCCAUUCACCUGGAACAGUAUGUUCAGUUCCCGUACGUGCAGCUAACGUCAUCGUUCAGGUAUUUUUAGGUAUCAAGGUGGCCCCUAAGUGGGUCACCUUAAGUGCAUGAAAAAUAGACAACAGGGUGCAAGAAGACAAUGACACUGAGUGACUAGGACUCAGACGUUAAGCUAAAUACAAAAUAAUCACGCUAAGAAAAAGAUCUUACCUAUAUAUGUUUUUAUUGAAUUUAAGGUUAAAUAUAUAAACUAUAACAUGGUAAAACUGUUCGGCUUUUGGAUAGGCUCUAAAAUAAAUUAUAUUAAAGAAAAUAACUUUAUUGUUAAGGAUUUGAGGACUGAGAUUUCUUCUGAAGCAAUAUAUUUAAGAAAAGAUAGAAAAUGAGGCAAACUUGUUCAAUUUAACAUUAUUUCCCACAAAAAAAACACACGUUUCUGUGUUUCGUAAAGAUUAAAAUGAAAAUAAUAUCUGAGAAUUGUCUGUAGCAUUUCCUUUAGAACAAGUUAGAAAAGCACAAUUUACUCAACAUGGUCAAUCAGUGUACAAUCACAUGUGAUCAUGGACUGUAAAUAGUAUUUCAAGAUGUCCUAAGUACAUAUCAUUGUGUAUACAUACGUGUAUAUAAGACAUAUAGCCAGAGACUAUUUGUGAGGUAAAAGUAUUCAUAUUUUCUCUAUCUCUGAUAUAGAUCCUGUAUUUUCAUCUUAUUAGUCCUGAAAAGCUUUUUCUUCUGUGUGUGUGUGUCGGAAACGUUGUGACUCUUCUCGCUAUUUGAAAGGAAACGUGGUUCAGGCGUCGGCUUAACGGAAAGCAACGGAUUUCGUCCUGAUUUCCCGCGGAGUCCCACUCGGCCGACCUCCGCCGUUUAGGGUUUGAAACCGAUAUGCAAAGCCAUUUUUAACUCUGUGUUUCAGUGUGCACAAGUGAUGACUUGACGAUAUGUGCCGAUGUGUACCUUAAAUGUGUUUGUAACUGUGUUGCCUUAGUAGAAUAUUUUACAGUAUUGUCCAGUUUUCCUCCAGAGGGGAGGUCGUGCACUUUAGAGUGACCUGAUAAUGUGCAAUGUCCACGAGUCGAUGUUUUUGGAGUACCCUGCAGAAAAACUCUUUGGUCUUUGCUCUGACAUGAGUCCGUCCAGAGCCGUCUGUCUGUAGAUGCUGUGGCGCUAAAGUUUGAGAGUGGCACCCCCCACUGUGGCACAGACAACAUUAUCUCAGAGAAAUCUCACUGUGGUAGACUUGGAAGGCCAGGCACGCCGUUUUUGUCGCUGCUGCUGCUUCUGCUGCUAGUCUUGCUUCCUUUGCACGUGCAUGCGAUGCCUUGCUUAUCCAGCUUGUUUGUUGUACAGUCUCCUAUUUAUCUAUAUAUACAUACAUAAAUAUAUAUACUUGAAUCCAGUAUGUGUAGCUCCUGUAAUUAGCUUUUAGCAUCCUCUAUAUAGCUUAGCAUGUAGUUUAGUGCACUGUCGCUCUAGCCUUUACAUGUGACCCGUGUCCUGCUUUCUGUCACGUUUCUCUGUGCUGCUGAGCAUGCUAACCUCGCCUCCGCGCUUAAUACACUUUCUCUAUCUUCUGUCUUUCUGCUUUGACUGUCGCAGCUUUCAGUGUUCUAUGUAUCUCUCUCUCUAUAUAUAUAUAUAUAUGUAUCGGUGUAGCUCCUUGGCAUGCCUAUAUGAACGCUCCUUUCUGCUCUGCGCCUGUUUCCUCUCUUUCUCUUCUGCUUCUGGUAGCAGCAUUAAUCCUGCUUUCCUCUGACGUGUCUCGGCUGCCUGUCGUCUCUCCGUUUGUGUGUCUGACGGUAUGUUGUCAUGUGUCACGGGGCCACGGAUUGUACAUUUUCUUUAGCAUAUGGAAGACUGAAAGUGACGGGACUUAAAAACAGGUAAAUUGAUAUAUAGAUUUUGGUCUGUUGUUACAUUUCUUUAUUUAUUUGUCCUCAUCGGCCUGGAAAACUGUGCUGUUGCCAUGACGGCUGGUUAGGAAACCAACAAAACAUCUGAUUUCUCAACAACGUACUUAAUGUUAGCUUUGGGAAUCUAAAGAUAAACAGCAGCAACCUCUGGUGACACGUUGCGUCCUGGAACAUUCAGGAAACUCAAAAGAAAAACAAUGAAAAACGUUCAAAUUAUCUGUGUAAUAUAUUUGGACAAAGAAAAAAUAAAAAUGAAAACAUGUAAUUUAGCAGAUAAUUUCAGAAUAAAUGUAGAAUAUUGAGCAAUAAAUAAAAGCAAAAACUGUUUAAAAAUAAUAGUUUUUUGUUUACUUGUGUUUUUUUAUAGGUCACUUUGAGUCUUCCAUACCCUUAACUUAGAUUAUUAAGAUAUAAAGAGAAAAAGCAGACUCUUGUUUCUUGCUAAAAUGAAUAUUGUUUGUUUAUGAGAACUGUAACCCCCCCAAUAUAGUACAUAGAGAACCGUUGAGCACAUGGUUGCCGUAUGUAUCUAAUCCUAUGUUCUGCAACAACUGCUGUAACAACUUCUCAGUCGUUCAUUUGUCCUGAACUACAUGUUACUCUUUGGGUAAAAAGAAAUAAAUAUGAAAGCCUGAGAA
Oryzias latipes (Japanese medaka) is the source of this 5945-nucleotide messenger RNA. RefSeq names its product glutamate decarboxylase 2 (gene gad2). Gene Ontology annotation, molecular function: glutamate decarboxylase activity; pyridoxal phosphate binding. Gene Ontology annotation, biological process: GABA biosynthetic process; GABA shunt. The record is from RefSeq and is a predicted model, not a curated record. Gene Ontology annotation, cellular component: cytoplasm. NCBI's taxonomy places the organism in Eukaryota, Metazoa, Chordata, Actinopteri, Beloniformes, Adrianichthyidae.